GAGUGAACCCCGAGCAGAUACAAGAUGUGGGCGCAAUGCGACUGUGCUGAAGAUGAAAGUUGCGUCAUGUGCAUAAGCGAUUCAAAGUGAAAGUGAAAGUGUAAAGCGACGGUGUUUUUGAUGCGCUGGAAUUUAACUCUGCAGAAUCUGAAGAGAACAUUCGAGGAAGCAGAUAACAUGGAGAACUCCAAAGAACAUAAAUUAAAAGAAAACCCAUCUGGGAUGCCAGUAUGUGAGUCACAGCGGAACGCGACUGCUGAAAGUGAAAAUGUUCAAGACACUGAGAUGAACGGUGAAUGUGACAACGAAAACGAACCAAAAACCUGUGGAAAGAUAACAGAUGAAAUCUCAGGAAAGAAGUUUUUUGUUCUUCUUGUUGGAAAGACAUUAAAUGCUCAUCAGAAAGUCAUAGACCAUCUUAAAGCCCAAAGACCAGGUCUGCAGGAGGUGAAAAAUGUAGAUGAGUGUGAUUUCAUUCUGGUUUUCUGCCCUGUUGUUUCGCGAGCUGGAACUGACAUUGAAGAUGCAGUGAAAAAACUUCAGAAGGAAUCCGACACCAAACCUGCUGUCCUGGUGGUGCUCCAUCACACGUUUGACCGAGAGUGUGUUGUACCAGACAGCAGCAGAGCUGUAAAGAGGAAGAAUUUGAUCACAGUCGACUGUCUGUUUUAUGAGGAUCAGGGAUUACUGCAGUGUCAAAGAAACAGUGAAUCACUGGCCAGAAUUACAAACAUCAUAAAAUAUCAGGAAGCAGAUAGCAUGGAGAACCCCAAUGAACAUAAAUUAAAAGAAAACCAGUCCAAGAAGACACUACAUGAGUCACGGCUGAACGCGACUGCUGAAAGUGAACCUGUUCGAGAUGCUGAGGCGAAGAGCGAAUGUGACAACCAAAACGAACCAAAAACCUCUGGAAAGAUAACAGAUGAAAUUUCGGGAGAUAAGUUUUUUGUUCUUCUUGUUGGAAAGACAUUAAAUGCUCAUCAGAAAGUCAUAGACCAUCUUAAAGCCCAAAGACCAGGUCUGCAGGAGGUGAAAAAUGUGGAUGAGUGUGAUUUCAUUCUGGUUUUCUGCCCUAUUGUUUCGCGAGCUGGAACUGACAUUGAAGAAGCAGUGAAAAAACUUCAGAAGGAAUCCGACACCAAACCUGCUGUCCUGGUGGUGCUCCAUCACACGUUUAACCGAGAGUGUGUUGUACCAGACAGCAGCAGAGCUGUAAAGAGGAAGAAUUCGAUCACAGUCGACUGUCUGUUUCAUGAAGAUCAGGGAUUACUGCAGUGUCAAAGAAACAAUGAAUCACUGGCCAGAAUUACAAACAUCAUAACAUAUCAGGAAGCAGAUAGCAUGGAGAACUCCAAUGAACAUAAAUUAAAAGAAAACCAGUCCAAGAAGAUAGUACGUGAGUCACAGCUGAACGCGACUGCUGAAAGUGAACCUGUUCGAGAUGCUGAGGCGAAGAGCGAAUGUGACAACCAAAACGAACCAAAAACCUCUGGAAAGAUAACAGAUGAAAUUUCAGGAAAUAAGUUUUUUGUUCUUCUUGUUGGAAACACAUUGAAUGCUCAUCAGAAAGUCAUAGACCAUCUUAAAGCCCAAAGACCAGGUCUGCAGGAGGUGAAAAAUGUGGAUGAGUGUGAUUUCAUUCUGGUUUUCUGCCCUGUUGUUUCGCGAGCUGGACCUGACAUUGAAGAAGCAGUGAAAAAACUUCAGAAGGAAUCCGACACCAAACCUGCUGUCCUGGUGGUGCUCCAUCACACGUUUGACCGAGAGUGUGUUGUACCAGACAGCAGCAGAGCUGUAAAGAGGAAGAAUUCGAUCACAGUCGACUGUCUGUUUCAUGAAGAUCAGGGAUUACUGCAGUGUCAAAGAAACAAUGAAUCACUGGCCAGAAUUACAAACAUCAUAAAAUAUCAGGAUUCAUGGCUUCCUUGGUUGGGUAAUCCAUGUAAUGUAUCUAUUUUAAAUGAUUAUAGUUUCUGCACAUUUAGAAGGGAUCACAAUAAAAAUAUGCUGUUGUUGCUAUUAAUUUGUUAUUAUUUAACUAUUCCAAUAGUUUCAGGUUGGUUGCCGUCUUGGCUUUCUUCUGCUGGAUGCACUACGGUCACAAAUCAGCAAGAAGACAAGACAGAAAAGAUACAGGCUCUGAAGACGAAUGAGAAUGACUUUUCUGAAGUCAGGUUGGUGGUGUUGGGGAAAAAGGACUCUGGGAAAAAUUCAGCAAAAAACACCAUCCUGGGCAAACAGGAGAGCGACCAGGCUGCUGCAUCUACAGCUGCAUCUCAAUCCACCCAGCACAGUGAGAGCACACAGGGGGAGGUGGCUGGGAGGAAGGUGACUGUAGUCGACACUCCUGACUGGUUCUUUUCUCGGCUGUCUUGGAAGAAACUAAGAAAAGACGUGGAACACUGUGUCCAACUGUCUCAGCCAGGACCUCAUGCCUUCCUCCUGGUCAUACCUGUAAAACAUUCAGAAGAAAAAGUAGUUGAUAUCAAAGAGGAAUUGAAUGUGAUGGAAGAGAUUUUUGGAGAGCCCUGUUUCAGACACACCAUGAUACUUUUCACUAUUACUGAUGAAAGUCAGAAGAGUGAGAAAUCAAUCCAAUCAGGAGACCAGAGAUUUGUAGAGAAAUAUGGGAACGGGUUUCACUUUCUUAACAUUCAGGAUAGUGGAGAUGGUUCUCAGGUCUUCGAGCUGCUUGAGAAGAUAAAGAAAAUGGUGGAUGGAAGCAGCGAGAAAUUCUACAGCAAUGAGAUUUAUCUGAAGACUCUAGCUUGGAUGAGAAAGAUUAAGAUGAGUGAGAUGCUAGAGAACCUUGAUGACCCAGCAACUGAAGUGAUGACAAACAUGAAACAAGAGAAGUUAAAUAUGGAGGCAGAGAGAAGCAACAUGAAGACUUCCUUGCAUGAACUCUGGAGAAGUGUUUUGAGUUCUCGUAUGCAAGAAGAGAUUGAACAAAAGGACAGACAGAGGGAAAUGAAAAGACAGCUUGAGGAAAUGAAAAGACAGCUUGAGGAGAAGGACAGUCAGCUUGAGGAGAAGGACAGACAGCUUGAGGAGAAGGACAGUCAGCUUGAGGAGAAGGACAGACAGCUUGAGGAAUUUAGGAAGGAGGCAUUUCAUAUCCUUUCUGAUGCAUAAAUUAGCUUCUAAAUCCUCUUUACAGUAGCCCAAGAUUUCAGUACACUUUUCCCUUUCCCAGUUAAAUAUUUGUCCUGUGUAGUGCUAAAUAAUCUACAAAUAGAAUGCAGUGUUAUAUGUAGUAGAGAAUGACUAAUCAAAGUAUUAGACUAUUAAAGUAGAGAAUGCUACCAGCUCAGCCCUGAAUGCCCUACCUGAUUUUCCAAUUGUGAUUAGUCACACUCUCUCACACACUUUCAGAGAUGUCUAAACAAAGCAGCCAAUAAGACCAGACAUGAUAGAAUAAGGAAUGAAGAAAUAAGGAUAAUAGUGGGCACAAGAUCAAUCCAUGACCACGUUCAACAACAACGUAUCAAAUGGUUUGGCCGUCUCAGUAGGAUGUGAAUCCAUCAUCAUGCUUUUAGAGCCUACAACAAAAGGAGCUCAGAGACCUGAGCUUGAGGGGGGCCUCGCAAAUACUGGCUUGAUGGCGUGAGGGAAACCCUCAGAACCUAUGACCUGUCUGCUACAGAAGCUGCCCACCACGCCCUUGACCGGUGUCUCCAACUCCCUGUGACACCUCAAAGUACAAGCAGAAGAUAAAAGAUGAAGAUGAGUCACUGUCCUACUUGUUAGAUUGCAUGAAUGAACACACACACGCACCUUCAUUUGUCUAUUGUGUUGUAAAAUCUUGCAUAUCUAUAUACACACAAGUUCCGUUUUUCAAAACUGUCUCCCAGUCUAGUGGUGUACUAAUUUAUCUCCUACUUUCCUCGCUCUAACCCAAGUGAUACAGUAUGAUAUUGAUUGGCUCUUGCAUAAGUUGAAAUAAACAGAAGUUGUGGAAA
Messenger RNA from Neoarius graeffei (lesser salmon catfish), 3962 nucleotides. RefSeq lists its product as uncharacterized. Gene Ontology annotation, molecular function: GTP binding. Bases 121 to 3135 code for a protein of 1004 amino acids. The transcript is spliced from 13 exons. The record is from RefSeq and is a predicted model, not a curated record. NCBI's taxonomy places the organism in Eukaryota, Metazoa, Chordata, Actinopteri, Siluriformes, Ariidae.